Molecule: messenger RNA, 3743 nt
Organism: Acanthaster planci (crown-of-thorns starfish)
Lineage: Eukaryota; Metazoa; Echinodermata; Asteroidea; Valvatida; Acanthasteridae
Product: lysosomal cholesterol signaling protein-like
Biological process (GO): negative regulation of BMP signaling pathway; intracellular signal transduction; transmembrane transport
Cellular component (GO): membrane
Source: RefSeq, a predicted model, not a curated record
GGUUGGUCAACUGAGGGCAGUGUGUACGAGUUGGCAUGCGUUCGAGUUCACCUGUUCCGUUGCGUUUUUGGAAGGCAGGAAAUUCUGUUGAAAGGUGAAGGCGGUACUGCCUACCGCACUCUGGCACAGCACGUGGAGACCUUUGUUAGGUUUGUUACGUCAUGAUCGUGUAGGCUUGCCCUGGUUUAAGGUGGCAGCCAGAGUGAUCACGCGCAUGACAAUCGCAAUAUAAUAGGCCUCAGCCUACAUCGAAACAUAACGAUUACUUAUUAUGCCAUAUGGACGCCGCUAAACGGAGAGUCCCUUACGCUGAUGAAAAGCCAGUCUGAAACAGCCUAGCCGAGGCAGAAGCGUUUUGCAAGUCAUAAACAUUUUCAGUGGUAACAUAGUCCCAGUGGUCACCAUGCAUAAUUCCACUCACCCACCCACAAGCAAUGCCUUCAAUGACCUGUACCCAGCUAUCCUAGAAUGCUUCGGUAUCAUUCUCCUGGGCUACGUGGCUGGCCGCACCAAAGUCAUCUCACCCGCCAAUUCCAAAGGUUUGGGCAACUAUGUCACUUACUUUGCCUUGCCGGCGCUGGUGUUCAAAUCCAUGGUGGAAAUGGACUUCUCAAAGGUCAACUGGCUGUUCUGGUGUAGCAUCUUCAUCUCCAAGGCAGUGGUCUUUGUCAUGGUCUACUUUGCCGCUCUCUUCAUCAGCCGCAAGAUGGACCUGGGAAAGGCUGGCAUCUUUGCCAUCUUCUCAUCACAGAGCAAUGACUUUGCACUGGGCUAUCCAAUCAUCAACUCCAUGUACAAAGUCCGCCACCCUGACUUUGUGAGUUACUUGUAUCUGAUGGCUCCUAUUAGCUUGGCCAUUCUUAAUCCUAUUGGCUUCCUAUCCAUGGAGAUACAACGCAACAGGCAAGCCACUCGUCGCCGCUCACGUCUUGCCAUGAUUGGCCAUGCUGUCAAAGGUCUGGUGACCAACCCCAUCAUCAUCAUGGUGGUGCUUGGCAUUGUGGGCAACUUCGCCUUCUCCCACCAGAUGCCCACGGUCAUCACUGACUUUCUUUCAGUCCUGGCUGACUCCUUCUCGGCCACAGCACUGUUCUUCCUGGGCAUCGGCAUGGUGGGCAAGAUGAAAAAGACCACCAGCCUGUUCUUCCUGGCCCCCAUGCUGCUGAUUGGAUGCAAGCUGAUUAUGAUGCCCCUCGUCACACGCCAAGUGGUCUUGUUUCUGCAACCGGGUGGUAAUGACACCAACUUGACGGAGAGUUUCUCCUCCUAUGGCUUCCUGUACGGCACCAUCCCAACUGCACCAAGCGUCUACAUGUUUGCCACGCUCUUUGGCCAAUCUGAGGACGUGAUUGCAUCGUCGAUGGUACUCUGCACCUUUGCAUCGGCGCCUAUGAUGUUCAUCACUGCCACCAUGGUCAACCUGCCGGUGCAGAGCAGCGCCGAGACCCAGUAUCUCCUGUCCACGGUGAUGGUUGAUGUGGGCUGCGUUGGCAUCGCUUGCUGUGUCUGGAUCCUACUUGUAUUCAUCCUUAGCAAGAGGUUCAACCCCAUACCCCAUCACUUCACUUUUCAUCUUGUCGUAGCACAGCUGUUGGCCUCCAUUGGCAUCGUGCUGACUGGGACAGUAGCUGAACACAGCUGGGUUAUGAUUCUGAAGUCGGUGGUCCUCCUGUUUGGUGUGUUCAGCACACGCUGCUGGGCUGCCUUGCUGGCCAUGGCAUUGUGUAUGCUUAGGUGUAGGAGUCUGUGCUCUGUGCUGCGAUUGCGGCUGGCAUUUUACAUCUACGGAUGGGCGGUACCAGCUCUGCUGGUAGCCUUGAUCAUCGUGGUAGCUCCCCCAAUGUACGUUAUCACUGGUGAAAAUGGUGUCUUCCAGUAUGGAAAUUUGCAGCUUGUAGCGUCAGUGGUCGUACUUGGUAUCAACUUCAUCAUAGCUGUCACUGCUCUCAUAGUCCUACACAGAAAGGACCGAUAUCGACACCUUUACAAUGUCAGAGUUGAAUCCAGCACCGAGAACACUGGUAGCUCUGAUGGGGACAGUGAAACAGAUCGCAUGUUAAAAGGUUCCGCGCAAGAGUCCAAUCACAACCUCCCUUCGGACAUCGAGGACGUACGCACCACCUACCAGACAUGCUCGCUCUCCACCAACUGCAGCGAGUCACAGCGGGAGUUGUGCCGUCGCCGCACGCAGCUGCACCAACGGCUGAUGGUCAAAGCCAUGGAAGACACAGACCUUGACCCCGAUGACAUUGUAGCCUCUCACCAGCUGGGCAGACACAUCAUCCUACUGCUCUUCCUUCUGCUCUCAAUGACAAUCGGUUUUUCGGUGUGUGUCUGGAAGUUAUCUAGUGAAGCCGAGAACUCCCUUUUCCUCAUGCUAGAGUUCCUGGACACAGUCUUGACAUACUCCCAAGGGUUUUUCACACUGGCUGUCUUUGGCUUUGAUACACAAAACGUCAUCAUCCCGUUCUACAAUGCAAUGCGACGGUUGCUAUGCAGGAAGAAGUACCGACGAGCUUCCCAAGACGACGAAGAGGAGCUGGACCAAGACACACAGCACACCGUGCAGCAGUUCACUCAGCAUCACAUCAAGAGCUGCAAGAAAGACAUCCUGAAUGACUCCAGAGUUGGGCUUCAAGAGAGUGAUGAAGUGUUCCGUGGCGUGGACCUUGUCGAUUGGCUGGUUGAAGUUGGCCUAGCUAUAGAUAGGGAGGCUGCCCUCGUCUACGGCAACAGGCUCCUGAUCGGACAGGUCAUCGCGCACGCUGACAAGAUGCACGGUGGGUUCAGAGACAGCCAAGCUCAGUACGUAUUCAACUACAAGGAUGACUCUGAGAGUGAAGACCUGCAAGUGGUGAUGUAGUCAGCCAUCUUGGUGCAGUACCCCGUCCCCAGCUUAAGAUCCAUGUGAAGUUUUAAUAACUGAACAUUAAGGCACUAGAGGCUGAAAUGAGGCUGGUACCUAAAAACCGAGCAGUACAAAGGUUUCUGAAGGUAAUUCUGACAAGUUGGGAUGACCAUUCAAGAAAUCUUACAAAUUGUUGCAGGUUCCUUUUGCCAUUUGUUUGAAUCUUUACAAAGAUUUCCACAUUUCUGUCCAGUUGUCCUAAGGACAUUGCUGACCCUGUGAUCUGUCCUGAUAUUUCAUGUGUUGUGUCAAAUUGUCAUACCAUCGGCACCUUCUUUUACCUAGACAGGUAAACACAAUGUGUGUCACAUUUGUGCUUGGCAUAAUUUAGGGACAAGUCAUCCAUUCUCGGGUUGAGCCACCUAUUGAAAUAAACUGUGACAAAUGAGACAUGGCUCAUCUCUUGAUAGUUGUGACUGGUCUUAUGAUAUGGACUUGACGUCUGUUAUGACAUCAAAUUAAAAACCGGUCUCAUCAAGUCAAAGAAUGGCUGGCAUUCCCUGCAGUUAUGCUAGUACCAGUACCAGGGUCCGAAUGUACGUGUAUAUACAGACAUUGCAGCUUUGAUUUGUACUAAUGUUGCUUUUAGUAGCUAUUUUUGUUCUAUAAGUUUUGCACUUACAUGUAAAGAAGCAGGUGUAUGCAAUAUCAAAUAAAUUUAUUUCUUGACAUCUCUUGCCCAGAGCAUGCAUAAUGAAUACGUUGUAGUUGAUAAUGAUCAUAUAAUAAAGAGUUCCACACAGGACCCUAUUUCUUGUAGCUGGGUCAUUCCAUGAGGUUGGGGCACAAUUUGUGAUGGUGUCCUUGUUAUAUGGGUCACUUUUACCACCUGUCA